Molecule: messenger RNA, 411 nt
Organism: Penaeus indicus
Lineage: Eukaryota; Metazoa; Arthropoda; Malacostraca; Decapoda; Penaeidae
Product: cuticle protein 7-like
Exons: 4
Coding region: 1-411 (136 amino acids)
Cellular component (GO): extracellular matrix
Source: RefSeq, a predicted model, not a curated record
AUGUCUCUCAAGGUCGUCGUCCUCGCCUGCGUGGCUGUCGUUGCUCUGUGCGACAAGGCACCAGUCCACGACCCCCACCCCCCCGUCUACACCCCUAGACCUGCCUAUCACGCCCCUGCACCUUAUCACGCCCCCGAACCCGCCUAUCACGCCCAUGCACACUACGAGCCCGAAUACCCCGAUGUGCCCCCGAAGUACAACUACAACUACGGCGUUGCCGACGGCUACUCCGGCGCCAACUUCGCCGCCUCGGAGUCCCGCGAAGGCUACAAGACCGAAGGCGGCUACACCGUGGACCUCCCCGACGGCCCUGAGGUGACCUACGAGGGCGAGGCUCAGUACCCCGAGUACAAGCCCACCUACAAGCCUGCUCCCCACGCCUAUGCCCACCCAACCCCCGCCUAUGCCUAA